AGGACGCUCUAUCUAGGUCUGCUGUGGUUUAUGUCGUCGGCAAGAGCUUUCAAACGUUAAACUACUGGAAUUGAUUUUUAUUUUCAGGUUGAAAAACCCCAAAUCUGUCAAUCCCCAAUGGAAGACAAACCCCAGAUCAUUGCAUAUAUUCAGAAGUCACUGAAUUUCACCCUGUACGAUACAAGAUGGGUUCCGUGCAGUGCUCGCUUCGUCGUGCUUGGCAACCACCCACGCAAGACCGGUGCGUUGCAUAUCUAUGAAAUGUCGGCUACCGGAGAUGUCAAACUUCUACACGAGGCUGAGAAAAAAGAGGCAUUUCGCUGUGGCACAUUUGGAGCAUCCCACAUUAACCAGAGACACUUAGCAACAGGAGAUUUUGAUGGAAAUUUACGAAUAUGGAAUUUGGAAAAGAUUGACAUGCCCGUGUAUUCAGCCAAGGGUCACUCUGAGAUCAUCAACUGCAUUGAUGGUGUCGGGGGUCUUGGAAUCGGGGAGGGGGCACCAGAGAUUGUCACUGGAAGCAGAGAUGGUGCUGUCAAAGUCUGGGACCCCAGGCAGAAGGAUGACCCAGUGGCCAACAUGCAGCCAGCCGAGGGAGAGACAAAGAGAGACUGCUGGACGGUGGCCUUUGGUCAUGCCUACAAUCAGGCUGAUAGGUGCAUAGUAGCGGGCUACGACAAUGGAGAUAUCAAACUAUUUGACUUACGGAACAUGAGCCUGCGGUGGGAGACUAACAUCAAGAACGGGGUGUGCUCCGUUGAGUUUGACCGGAAGGACAUCAAUAUGAACAAACUAGUUGCUACGACGCUGGAAUCAACAUUUCAUGUUUUUGACAUGCGCACUCAACAUCCGACAAAAGGCUUUGCUUCACUCAAAGAAAAUGCUCACAAAUCAACCAUUUGGCUGGUCAGACACCUACCACAGAACCGUGAUGUCUUCAUGACUCUUGGAGGCUCAGGCACGUUAAACCUCUGGAAGUAUUCCUAUCCAGAGAAGAGAGUUGUAACCGACGGCAAUGGAGUAGACAUGGGCGUGAUUGGAUCGUUGAACCUUUUGCAGAAUGCCGCGCUGUCCACGCAACCCAUUGGUGGCUUCGACUGGAGUCCGGACCGGGAGGGAGUGUGUGUCUGCACGUCCUUUGACCAGAUGCUGCGUGUGCUUCUCGUCACUAAACUGAACCGGGUGUGAAGCGGGGGCCACAGUCGAGUCUGUCAGGAGUCCUUUUGUAGGUCCAGUUGCAAGUGUGGUCAAAGUGUCUCCAUAAUGAUUGGCUUGAACAGCACAAGACUGGAUGACCAUGGCUGUAGCUAUAGAGGGAAGGGGUACAUUCUCCAAACAUAAAAGCUACAGUUCAAUUUAAAAUAUGGCUGCUGCCUCAGAAAUUUCCCCCUAUUUAUGCCACUGUGGAUGACUUGUGAGGACUUUUGAUGGACUUGACAUCACUGGCACAGACCAGAAUGUGGACAGGAAAGAAAAGUUUAACUUUGACUUGUUGAAGUCAGGGCAAAGAGAAGAAAAGGUUGAUGUUUGCUGGUUUAAACAGGGUUUUCCUGAUUCUUUAACACAGAGUGGAGAAGACACUGAAGUCUCCUGUCAUGGAUUGAGAUUUUGUCAGAAAUAUCUUGCGUCCUUGAGUAAAUCCAGGUUGUUGCAGUUGGUCACCUUCUUUCAUUGGACGGUAAAAAAGAUUAUGGAAUAACGUCAAAGUCAUUUCAUUUUAUGUCAUAAGAUGCAAGAGGUGUGCAUUCUGUCAUAUUCAUGUUUCAGAAAUAACUAGCCGACUUUCUAGGGCAGCACUGUCAGUUUUCAAACUAUUGAAAUUUCAGCAUUUAAGGAACUACUUGAGCUAUUGAGAAACAAUUUCUUCGGGGGGGAACACAAAGUGUAGACCAAGCAUGGAAUGACUGUACAGUAACGGGAGUAAUAGGGCCUUGUGUAAGUAGGGCAGUUACAUGUAUUUCAUACAAGCUUAGAACGAUCUAGCAUAAAGCACUCAGCCUUUUCUUACCUGAAAGGAAUUAGCAUUUAAGCUUCAGUCUGUGCCAUUCAUUUUCUCAUACAUUGUCGAUUUUCCACUGGGUGAAUCACUUAACUUGGUAACCAUUUGAAAUCUGCCUUAUAAAUCCAUUGAGUGUUAUCGGCCCAUUUCAGAUCCUUAGCUUGUUGGACCUAAGAAAUGUCAACGUUUUAAAUUAAAGUUUGCUAAAAAUGCACGUAUACAUGUAUAUAUGAAUGUGCGGUAGCUAAUCACAAGGAUAUAUCAACGUAAUAUUCAGCAUUAUUCUUUCACACAAAAACCAUGUAUGGUAACAAGGAGAACCAAGUUUGUUAGAGACAAAACUUACAUAAUUCGUGUUUUUGCUUUGAUACAUUUGCCAUAUUACCUUCUGUAAAUAUGUGCUUGUCUUUCUUUAAUUCUAGGGUUCUUACAUGAAAUUAAUAUUGUUAUGCUUUAACCUUGGCCAUAUGGUGAGCAAAGAAAAGCAAAAAUAAAAAGAACUGGACAUUUUGGAAGGUGUGUUUUGUACACUUUAUUUAUAAUACAUGUGUUUUGUCACUACAUUGUAGGUCAGCAACACAUCUGGUAUUGGCUAUAAUGAAAACAUUUUUUGUUUUACUAAAUAAAGAAUUGAAUGAUCAUGAUACACCAUGACAAGAUUUUGUACAUUUGUGACCCACCAUCCCCAAACCAGGCUGAAGUCGGUUACUUCAUAACCCUAACACAGUGGAACUCCCACUGUUCAGAUUUUCACGGGAGUUUUAUGGCUAUCACUACCCGUAAGAAGCUUACUGCAGACAGAAUUUAGAUUUAACAUAGAUCACUUUACAGUGUGAAAAAAAAA
Molecule: messenger RNA, 2843 nt
Organism: Acanthaster planci (crown-of-thorns starfish)
Lineage: Eukaryota; Metazoa; Echinodermata; Asteroidea; Valvatida; Acanthasteridae
Gene: wdr92
Product: WD repeat domain 92
Molecular function (GO): protein binding
Source: RefSeq, a predicted model, not a curated record